Molecule: messenger RNA, 3067 nt
Organism: Physeter macrocephalus (sperm whale)
Lineage: Eukaryota; Metazoa; Chordata; Mammalia; Artiodactyla; Physeteridae
Product: cyclic AMP-dependent transcription factor ATF-2-like
Exons: 1
Biological process (GO): regulation of transcription by RNA polymerase II
Molecular function (GO): cAMP response element binding; DNA-binding transcription factor activity, RNA polymerase II-specific
Source: RefSeq, a predicted model, not a curated record
AAACUUUAUUUUUAUUUCACUAGUUUUUCCCAAAUUCCUUUUCCUGUUUUAAGAUCCCGUUUAGGAUACCACAUUACAUGUAGUUGCCAUGUGUCCUUAGCCUCCUCUGGGUUAUGAUAGUUUCUCAGACUUUCCCUGUUUUUCUUAACCUUGACAGUUCUGAGGUGUGUUAGUCAGGUAUUUUGUAGAAUGUCCCUCAGUUUGGGUUUGUCUCAUGUUUUGGGAAGGAAGACCAUAGAGGUGAAGUGACAUGAGUCUCAUCACAUCAUGUCAAGACUCUAUGCUAUCAACAUGACUUAACAUUGAUGAUGUUAACCUUGAUCACAUGGUUAAGGUACCGUUUUUCAGUUUCCUCCAUUAUAAUGUUACUCUCCAUCCCCCACCUGACUCUUUGGAAACAGGUCACUAAGCUCAGCUGUCACUCUGGUGUCUUUACAACUAGUGGUUGUAAUUGCUUCUGCCCUCAAAGCUAGUAAAACAACUGGGUUCUCCACAGUUAUGUCCAACUUUAUUCACCACGAAUAUUGGGAUAUAGACAAAAAUCGAGAACUUCUAGCCUAGGAAUAAGACACAAACCUCUCAGAGUAGAAUAUGGUCUAUGGCUCUCUUUUUAACUUUUUCUUCCAUUUUCCACGCAGAGCCAUAACACUAGCACUUGGCUCUCUCAGUAUUCCUCAGUUAUUGGCUCCUGUUUUCUCUACCUGGAAUGCACGGGUCCCAUUCCUGGCUCCAUCACCUCAUUAUCCGAUAUCGUGGGAAUUGUUUAGAAUGUUUUAGAAUUAUUGUGUUUAUAGCAUACAUACUUGAGAGACACGUGAUAGAUGUUUUGCCCAAAUUGACAACAGUCCUAAAAGUUUACAUGACUGUACCAAUAAUAAGUGAAGAUGGGAGAAAAAAAACACACACACACUUUUUCCAUACUAUCAGGAAAAAAAGUUAUCAUUAUGCUAGAGGAAUGACUAAAUUAUCUCUGUGUUCUCUUUAUAGAAAAAUAUAUUAUAGAAUUAUCAUAGAAUAGGUAAUUGAACAUUAUACAGCCAAAACUGUAAAAAGAAAAGUAUUAGGGAGGUGUGUCAGAUAGUUCAUAAGUAUGUUAUAUUAUUUUUCCAAGUUAUGUAUUAUUGCCAUAUUUGUUAGCUUUAAAAAAUUGAUGGAAGUCUGUGGGAGCCCGUGGCCUUUAAAGUGCAGUUCAGUCCUUUCCUCCAGGGGUGGUUUGUAAACACCGCUGAGCUUGGGUCUCCCCAGCGACCGAAAGAAGCAUGAACUAGUGACCUGGAAAGGGAUACUUAGAUGGAAACUUGAGAAGCACUGCUUACUUGAUUAGAGUUGAGGGAUUCCUGGCAGAAGAGUAAAUAAAGCUCAUGGCCCACCAGGUAGAAAGUAUCCUUGCCAUGAAAAAGAGGACAUGAUAAGUUGUACACCUUAUGAAAUUCAAGUUACAUGUGAAUUCUGCCAGGCAAUACAAGGACCUGUGGAAUAUGAGUGAUGACAAACCCUUUCUAUGUACUGCCCCUGGAUGUGGCCAGCGUUUUACCAACGAGGAUCAUUUGGCUGUCCGUAAACAUAAACAUGAGAUGACACUGAAAUUUGGUCCAGCACGUAAUGACAGUGUCAUUGUGGCUGAUCAGACCCCAACACCAACAAGAUUCUUGAAAAACUGUGAAGAAGUGGGUUUGUUUAAUGAGUUGGCAAGUCCAUUUGAGAAUGAAUUCAAGAAAGCCUCAGAAGAUGACAUUAAAAAAAUGCCUCUAGAUUUAUCUCCUCUUGCAACACCCAUCGUAAGAAGCAAAAUUGAGGAGCCCUCUGUUGUAGAAACAACUCACCAGGAUAGUCCUUUACCUCACCCAGAGUCUACUACCAGUGAUGAGAAGGAAGUACCAUUGACACAAACUGCACAGCCCACAUCAGCUAUCAUUCGUCCAGCAUCAUUACAGGUUCCCAAUGUGCUGCUUACAAGUUCUGACUCAAGUGUAAUUAUUCAGCAGGCAGUACCUUCACCAACCUCAAGUACUGUAAUCACACAGGCACCGUCCUCCAACAGGCCAGUCGUUCCUAUACCAGGCCCAUUUCCUCUUCUGUUACAUCUUCCUAAUGGACAAACCAUGCCUGUUGCUAUUCCUGCAUCAAUUACAAGUCUGCAUGUGCAUGUUCCAGCUGCAGUCCCACUUGUUUGACCAGUCACCAUGGUGCCUAGUGUUCCGGGAAUUCCAGGUCCUUCCUCUCCUCAACCAGUACAGUCAGAAGCAAAAAUGAGAUUAAAAGCUACUUUGACCCAGCAACAUCCACCAGUUACCAGUGGCGAUACUGUCAAAGGUCAUGGUAGCGGACUGGUUAGGACUCAAUCAGAGGAAUCUCAACCACAGUCAUUACAACAGCCAGCCACAUCCACUGCAGAAACUCCGGCUUCUCCAGCUCACACAACUCCACAGACCCAAAAUACAACUGGUCGUCGAAGAAGAGCAGCUAAUGAAGAUCCUGAUGAAAAAAGAAGGAAGUUUCUGGAAAGAAAUAGAGCAACAGCUUCAAGAUGCAGACAAAAAAGAAAAGUCUGGGUUCAAUCUUUAGAAAAGAAAGCAGAAGACUUGAGUUCAUUAAAUGGUCAACUGCAGAGUGAAGUCACCCUGCUGAGAAAUGAAGUGGCACAGCUGAAACAGCUUCUUCUGGCUCAUAAAGAUUGCCCUGUAACCGCCAUGCAGAAGAAAUCUGGCUAUCAUACUGCUGAUAAAGAUGAUAGUUCAGAAGACCUGUCAGUGCCGAGUAGUCCACAUACUGAAGCUAUACAGCAUAGUUCUGUCAGCACAUCCAGUGGAGUCAGUUCAACUUCCAAGGCAGAAGCUGUAGCCACUUCAGUCCUCACGCAGAUGGCGGACCAGAGUAUAGAGCCUGCACUUUCACAGACUGUCAUGGCUCCUUCCUCCCAGUUACAGCCCUCAGGAAGUUGAUGAAAAACCUCAGUGCAGCAGUUUUAGAUACUCAUUAGUGACUUCAAAGGGAAAUCAAGGAAAGACCAGUUUCCAUUUAUGCGAAGUCUGUGGUUGUAAAUUUUUUUUUUUACUUGAAGUUAAAU